Paramecium pentaurelia is the source of this 257-nucleotide messenger RNA. NCBI's taxonomy places the organism in Eukaryota, Ciliophora, Oligohymenophorea, Peniculida, Parameciidae. The record is from the annotation of a GenBank genome assembly.
CAUGUCCUAUUAUAGGUUGAUGUAAUACUAUUUCAAAUAUUAGAGACAUAUUAAAAGAUUAGAAAUUAAUCUUGAAAAUCCACUUUUCACUCAAAAAUGAAAUUUAAACUAAAAAAACCAUGCAAAUCUUAAUAGCAGAAGCCAAUUCGGCAAUUAGCUCUUUAGAUUUAGAUUACGAAGGAAUACUUUUAAAGGGUAAUUAUAUAAACAACAGACCAUAGUUCAGCUAUCAGAGCAGAGCAUAUAUCCAAAUUGAU